CCCGAACACAUUGAUCUAGAUUCCUCAUGGCUUUCCGUGGCGACCGCUUUAUUCUAAAUCUUGACGAUUCUGACGAUGAGGGGCUUCCCCCCGCCUCGUCAGAGGGAGCCUCUACCCUUGCGAUUCCCGGGAUGAUCGGAGAGAUUCGUGAACGCUCCCCCGCCGCAAACCCCGCGCCGCCGACGCUCAAACCCACCACCGCCGCCGGAUUUCCCGCUCAUCGUCGACGUAACAAACCAUCGGCCUUCAAACAACGAAGAGCCCCGGGCUCUUCGUCGGAUGCUGCAACCACACGUACCGAGAACGACGAGAAGAAGGCAAUCGCGGAGCAGAAUGACCGGCAAUUGGCCUCGAUGUCACAGGCACAAAUUCAACGGGAACGGGAAGAACUGCUUGAAUCGUUGGAUCCAUCUCUACUCGAGCGAUUCCUCCGUCGAGCGCACAUCACGGAUCCUGAUUCCUCGGCCUCUCCCACCGCGCAGCAAUCGCAAUCACUCUCCGGCGAUCAAGAAGAGCACGAACUCAACGCAGCCACCACCCUAGAACCGAAGACGACCGCACAGUCGGCCCCGGCCAACCCAACCUCAUCUACCUCGUCGCGACCGCCGUCACCUGCACAAGUCAGCGCUGCCAUUGAUGACCUUCCACCUGCUCAGCUUCCCUCCGACCUUCAUCCUGCCGCCGCCGCCGCCGCCUCCCUCCCCCUCUCCGGCUCCGUCCACUUCCCCACGGCCCCCUCCGCAUCCGCCAUGCCGAACCUCGAUCCUUCGUCGCCAAACUUCCUCUCCGACCUUCAAACACACUAUUUCCCCAACAUCGCGCAUGACCCAUCCAGUCUCAGCUGGCUUCAACCUCCUUCCGCCUCGGACGAAGACCCUGACUCAACCUCUCCUUACCACCCUGCCAGCACCGCCCAAGCCAUUCAUCCCGCUCACCUUCGUUUCGCCUUACUGGGCACCAUCCUCUCGCCAUCAACCUCUUUAUCACUCCCUACAAGUCUAGGCCUGCAUCACCACGGCAAGGAUCCCCAUGCAGCUGGGUACACGAUCCCCGAGUUGGCCAUCCUCAGUCGCUCCACCUUCCCUGCACAACGAUGUAUUGCAUGGCAAGUCUUGGGCCGGAUCUUGUUUCGAUUGGGGAAAGGUCAGUUUGGAGAGAGGGGAACGCCUUUGGUCGAGGGGUUGUGGGCCACGAUCGAGAAAGAGGGGGUGGUCGCGGGCAUGCUGGCCGAGGCGGACGAUUCCGGUGACACUGAUCGCGUUGCCAAACGGGGACAGCAGAAGGAGGAGGAGCAGCAGCAGCAGCAGCAGCAGCAGGGCGAAGUGGACCAGGAUCAGACGGGAAAUAGUGAAGAAGAGUCCCCAUCUGUCAAAGAUGCACACAGACGACGACGACAACACCAUGCCAGUGCAACCGCGUGGGCUGUUGAAGGAGUCUGGCUGUGGCAAAUGGGCGGGGGCGGAGAUCGGGGAAUCCUCAAGGCGGGCGCUGUUCGGUCUCAGUGAGAUCGAGAGUAGGGGAAGAUCGUACCCAGGCAAUUUGAAAUGACGACCGUAUGAGAAUAACAGUCACGAACUUUAAGGGAAUCAUUUGCAUCAUUUGUGUCUAUGAUAAGCCUUGUAUAAAUAUCAUCGCAUGCAGCGGCUGGAAAUCCACCCCUUGUCCCACUCCCUCUAUACUAUUACAGCCGCUCUUGG
Messenger RNA from Aspergillus saccharolyticus JOP 1030-1, 1697 nucleotides. RefSeq names its product RPAP1 family protein. The transcript has a single exon. Gene Ontology annotation, cellular component: nucleus. The coding region runs from base 27 to 1505 and encodes 492 amino acids. The record is from RefSeq and is a predicted model, not a curated record. Gene Ontology annotation, biological process: transcription by RNA polymerase II. Lineage: Eukaryota; Fungi; Ascomycota; Eurotiomycetes; Eurotiales; Aspergillaceae.